Temnothorax curvispinosus is the source of this 7390-nucleotide messenger RNA. RefSeq names its product tetraspanin-1 (gene Tsp66E). The record is from RefSeq and is a predicted model, not a curated record. The transcript has 9 exons. Gene Ontology annotation, cellular component: membrane. The coding region runs from base 355 to 1170 and encodes 271 amino acids. NCBI's taxonomy places the organism in Eukaryota, Metazoa, Arthropoda, Insecta, Hymenoptera, Formicidae.
GCUCGCGGCUCGGCAGAUGCGCGGCAAACGGCGCCGAGUGAGCAGCCUCCCAUUCAUUCUCGCGAGAUCGCCCGGCGGUACGAACGGUACGGUGCUCCCUGGGACGCGUUACGAAUGACGUGCGACGGAGACGCGAGCGUGAAUCCCUGACGAGCGCGGAGACGAGUCUCGUCGGCGUCGAAGCGCGGCGCUUCAUCUCGCCCUCGGUGUUGGAUUGUGUUGUUCGAAGGGAAGAGGAGGAUCGAGAAAGAGAGAGCGAGAAGGGAGGAGUGCAACCGGGUGCGACCUUGCCCUCGACCAGCUGCCGGAGAGCGCGAGCAUCACGAACGUACAGUUAAGAAAUAAUCACCGAAAAUGACUUGCGUGUCGCAGUGCGCCAAGUAUUUCCUCUGCUUCUUCAACUUCGUCUUCUUCAUCGCCGGAGGAGCGGCACUGACUGUCGGGAUAUGGCUGUUCGUCGACAGGAGCUCGUUCACCAAUCUCAUCGGGAAACUCGAUCAAUCGGACUUUCUGAACCAAACGGACGCCGAUGUUAUCCAGAUGAUCGCCUACAUUCUUAUCCUCGCCGGUGCUCUCACAUUCAUCAUCAGUUUCCUCGGGUAUUGCGGCGCUAUGUUCGAGUCCAGGUGCCUCCUCUGUGUCUACGGCAUUCUAAUCUUGCUGGUUUUAAUCCUGGAGUGUGUGGUAGUCGGCCUCGCUUUUGGACUUAAAGGAGACGUCGAGAAAGGUACGCAGGAUUUCUUGAAGUCGACCAUCGCCAAGUACUAUGCGUCCAGCGGUGAUAAAGCUGACACGGUGACAGUCGCGUGGGACGGUAUCAUGAGCAAGCUCCAUUGUUGCGGCGUGGAAAAUUUUCGAGACUUCAGUGAGAACAGGAACUGGACUAUAACCGGAAAAACGGUCCCCGAUGCUUGCUGUAUAAAAGAAAACGAUGUUCUGAAGGAUCCUACGUGUCCAAUUAAUCCCACCGCGUCUAACUCAUACUAUCAAACGGGUUGCUACCAGGCCAUGAUGACCGCCAUCGAGGAGAACGCGGCGAUAGUGAUCGGUGUGGCCGCUACCCUGGUCUUUGUCGAGGUCCUGGUCAUUAUCCUGGCGUUGUACCUAGCCUGCUGUUACUGGCGUCCACAACAUGUUUAUCGAUGCGUAGAACCUUCUGGCAAGGAGUAACCUCGAGAGCAGAAUGUGCUAAGCUUUCUGCCAGCAGUUCUUUUGAACGCAGUUCUUUUUCCUUUAAGGACUCCGCGAAUAUAUACCUCGAUUGUGUUUGUACGUGUAUAUUUAAUAUACGUAUAUAACACACAAUGUACCUAUGUAUACAUGCAUAUAUAUUGUAUAUAUACACAUACAUAUAAAUAUAUGUAUAUGCAUAUAUGUAGGUACAUGCUUUCGUGUACUUUCCAACGCAAUGGCGACGCAAGUUGAAUCCGAUGGCAUCGUAUCGCAUCAUGCGCUUCGGCCGCAUUCAGUUUCAGAGCUAUAACUUCACGAGAAUCGAAGGGUUGCGGAUGAAAAAACGAUUUAACGUUACACCCAAUCGAUGGGAGAGAGGGAUCGCUGAUCGCGAUCGCUUUCACGAGUACUACUGCGAGCCCUUCGAUCGCUCGCAUGUUAACGUACGAAUUUCAGCGGAAAUCGCGUUGAGCGGAAAGCGCACAGAGGAUUUCAUGAUCUUUGUCGAUGUGAAAGCUUUAAAGUUAGCAUGUGCCAAAAUUACGUCAAUCGCGGAAUCGGUCGCGAGUUGUCAAGCGUUUUACUUUGACACUAAAGUGCCAAUGUACAUAUGUAAACGCCAUUCGCUUUCACCGAGAUUAUUAACGUGGAAUGUAUGUCGUAGUGGACACCGCGAGCAAAUCGUUUUGUCGUUCGUGUUGGAAAAACUUUCCUUUCUGAAAACAAAGAGGCCGAAUGAAGGAAACACGUUUUCGACGUAAACGUCACGCGGACGAAAAUAUUUGGAGAUUCUUUUUAUAUUCCGCGCGUUGUUAUUAUAAUACUCGUCUCUAUCCGCUCAACGCCCGCUUGAACGAUCUGUAUCAACAUUUGUAUUUCAAAUAUCUCGUCAUUGCCUUGUAACGUGCUUACUCAAAAUGCUUUUGAAUUCGGGCGAAAUGACCAAUAUAAUGUACAUAUCGUACUAGAUUAUUCCUCGGCUGGCAUCUUUUGACGUCCAAGUUCUCGCACGAAGAACGUGAAAUGAACGUGAAAUAGCUAAAAAAAUUCGCGGUAAUAAAGUUCGUAUUUCGGUUACGAUCGCCCAUCGGGCAGCUUGCUUUCCCAGGAUUCUUGAACAUUCGUUCGAUCGCAUAGUUAUUUUCAAUAUCUCGCAUUCCGUCUUGUCAAUAUGAACAAAAAGAAAAAAACUAUCGCACGGUUUUCCAUAGCUUUUAUAAAUGACCGAGGUCGAUCGGUCAGUGAAAGUGUUGUUGAGUGCAGCACAAUUUCACGUUCGGGUUCCCCGACGGCGAGGUGAAUGCCUCGUCGCGGGUGCGAAGAGAUUACCGGUGUUACACACGCGCAUAUCCAUCUGAAAUCACAAUCCAUCCAUAUUAAAGUAGAACCUUUUUUCAAUUGGAAGGCAUUGACAAAUGGACGUUCUUUUAGCUUGUGUAGACGUAUCGUCGAGACAGGCCUGGUGAGGUGCUGAAGUAAGGAUGAUGAUUUUGAUGGGGUUUGCUUUCAAGUAAGACGGAGGUGAAGCUGUCAGUUGACAGCCGAUCCCUUCCUUGCUGCUGCUUCGCGCUGCAGCGUUUAGUUCUAUCAUCCAUUCUACUCUACAAGCGUUCUUUCGUGAAUUCUAUGAGGCAUGGUAGCUUUGCUCUCCACCCUUGCAUGGCCAUGCUGUUACAUAUUAUUUGACAGAGACAGAGAGCCAGAUGUACGGAGGCAGAAAGAAAGAAAAAGAGAGAGAGGCCCGAUUGCAUCGAUUACGUAGACGCACCUGUAACAGGUGCAGAGCGAUUAGUGUUGGUUUACUUUGAACAGGAGAUUUUAUAUGGAAUGGAUAUAUCAUGGAGCAGAAACGGCAUCUUGUGAUAAUGAAAAUUAGAAGUGUGCAUUAAUAGUACGAUCAUUAAUCAAAAAGUCAUUAUUUUCAUUGUUUUAGUAUCUAUAAAGCGUCCCUCGCCGAACGUCAUUUUUUCUAAAUCGCGGCCAAUUUUGAGUCGAUUUUUCCUUAAUGGAGAACCGAAAUUUAUCACAACUUUUCAAUCGUAUGUAUAUAUAUACAUAUAUACUAAUAUUAAUAUAUGUUCUUGUAACUGAGCUUUACAUUAAAAUACUAUUAAAAUACUAAUGAAAUUAACUCAAGAAUUUAAUUUUGUUAGCCAAAACGCUUUUCAUUCUUGAUCUCGACAUCUUUGUUAAGAGAAAAUCAGCUUAGAAUUGGUCAAGGAGAAUAAUUCAAAGAAAGUGUGUUCAGCGAGAGACAUUUUGUAUUAAUAAUGACGAAUUAUCAAAUGCAUAAAAUGAAUUAAAAGAAAUAAAGUAUGCAAAUGGGGAAAAAAAUGUAAAGUAGCAUAAUACGUAAUUAGACGUUUAAAUAUGUGCAAUUGUUGUUUCAUGUUUACAAUUAAUCUAAAUGACGUUAAUUAUUAUAAUUAGACAUUUUUCGAGUCUUGCAUAUAAAGACGUUGUUUAUCAAUUGUUUACGAAUUAGUUACGAAGCAACAACUAUGAUUGCUAAUAGACGAGGCCAAAAUUUAGAAAAUAUACGAGUCACUAAUCAAAGCGUUCCAUCCAUAAAUAAUGCACUUUCGUAAUUCAACUAAUACGAGUUUAAUAAUAGAUAUAAAUAUGAGUGCAGAGAGAUUUUGUUUUUGGAACGAAUUAUCAAAUGUAUUUUUGUCGAGCCAAACAAGUAUGCAAUUGGGCCUGUAAGUUUCAUUUAAGCUUCAGCGUGAAUUCAUUUGAGAUUUCACGGUGUUUACUCAACCGAACAGCUAUCGGCACGAGUUAUUAAACAUACGUAGCGAAAAUUCUACUCGGAAUUGUGGUACGCAAGUAACACAAACAUUUAACUGUUUCCUUUCUCCCUUCUCAUUAGUUAUAGUAGCUUAGUCAGCAAUCUAUUGUCUCAAUGUUGCAAACGCUAUACGGUACCUAACAGAUACAUCACAGAAACCGCAGGAUGAGGUGUCUCAUCUCACGUUUACAUAUGUAAAGAACACAAAACAAAAAUGCAUUAUUGUAAAUGGGACAACGUACAAUUUCGAGGAGAAGUCCACAUUACCUUCAUAAGAAAUCGAUAAUAUGUAUGUUAGUGUACUUUCAAUGUUUAACACACGCUGCUGUAUACGCAAAUCUGUACGUAUGCGCACCGAACACACGCGGAGGGCCAGAGCCAAAAAAUAGAAAGGCGCAAAAACAAAAAUAUUUCAAGACUGAGAUAAUUGAGAAACUAAAUUGUACGCACACACUGCAACGAUUUCAUGCGGACCUUACGAAUCGAAGAUAUCAUUUCCUUAGCGGGAUACGUGUAUAUAUAUUUAGAUAGAGUAUAUUUUUCUAGAGUUUCUCUGCGAUAUCUCGGCGCGUAUACAUUGUACAAGUGAAACGCGAAAGAAACUUCCGAUUCUUUGUUUAUUUCGACGAGAGUUAACCGACGAAUUGCACUGCAUUUUCGACAAUAUGAUCACGCGCGUCGCGUAACGCACGUGUCAGGUGUACCGAACCAGAAAUGCAAAAAAAAAAAAAACAGAUGAUGCACAAACAAUCUUACGCGUUUUCUUCCGUACCUGAACUUUUCUAGACUUAACAACGAUUUAACGCCCCAUGUGGCACGGAAGCUUUCGAUUCACGUCGCAGCAAACUGCGAUGCGAGGUAGACGUUCCAACAUUGUUGCAUUCCUGCAGCAACGUUGCUGCAUUCCUGCCGUACGUAUUUAGCGGUAUCGCAAUCUUCUCUCGCAAUGUUUCCGCCGCAAAUCUUCCGUGCCGCUUGGGGUACGGAACAAUGCAUAAACGUAUUGUUUGGACUGUUUGGGGGGGUCCACGUUAUUUCUAAUCGCGGACCGCGUGCUGUACUGUGUGCGACUAUCGACCUGACGAAGGUGAUUUCGUUCGUCGUUUUUUCCUUCUCCGGUGCCGGCGUGCGCGUACGUACACACACGAAGCCGACGGUAAUCUUAAUGCGGACGGUAGUUUUUACGAAUACUAUUUUACCAUCGCUACUAAUUGUUCAUGCCGCACAUUCUAGACAUUUUCGUUUCCAGUGUUAACUUGUUGGUGCUGCUGUUGACGAGGCAUUAAGAGCAUGGAACUGUUGAGUAGUGCCUCCUAGCACGUUGAGCCCUUAGUGCUCCUGUGCCUUGCUUGCUUGAAACUCUAGCUGCUAGCCCAGCCUAGGCUAGCCGAGAAGCCGACAGAAAACCCCCUUCACGCUUGAGUUGACGAAACGUUUCGGGAAUAAAAAAGAAAAAAAAACCAAAAACGAAAGAUCACAUUGGCAGUGACGUAGGAGAUACAUGGCUGGGCGUUACGCGUUUUUCUCGACGGAGAACUCAGGUCCGGAAUCCAUCAAUCUUAUAUAUUUUACGGUGCGUAAUAUAUAUGUAAGAUUGAUAAAGAUAUAUAUAUCUCGCGUUGCGUAUCGCAAGCGGUAUACGCAUGUAUAUACAUAUAUAUUACGAUACGAAGUAUCCCAAAACGUCACUGUAAAUCGCUAACGUUUCGUAGUUUUUCGCUAAGUGUUUGUAUAUUACGGAGGUACAAGCGUUUAAAAUGAUUGAGAAACGCGGCCGGGAUACCACCGUGGCCGUGCGGGUCCGACGAUGUGAAUCCCCAAUUCCCUUUCCUUUUCGUCCUCCGGCUCUUGGUCGUCCACAAGUUAACGCGGAUGAACGUUGAUAACGCGACAGUAGAUUGUACAUACGCGAUGUACGAUAUUACAAUAUUUUCGUAAAACGUUUUAGAUGCUUGUACUCACAACUUGGAAUACUCAUGAACACGCGAUGUUUCGUUCAUCUCUCAAAACUGAUAGUGGAACAUUCUAGAUACUCGAGAAUACUUUUCUGGCACAUUUUUUACAUUGUUUUAUUGCAUUUGGCAAAAAUGUUUGGUGGAAGCGCUUCUUAUAUGUAACACUUACUAAAAUAGUCUUGCACAAAGGUCACUGUUUCAGUAGCAUUCCGGCGGAAUAUAAGUCGGAGAGAUAACGAUUACGAAAUGCUAAUGAGCUGUUUGCUCGAGCCAUUAAAGAAAUAUUUACUUUGCGAGAGGAUGUUUUAUUUGAAGGAUUUAUUGGCGACGGAGACCGAAGAAGGCUUUUCUUUUCACGUAACAUUUACCGAUACAAAAUUUCAUGUGUGAUACGUUCCGACCUGAUAUAUGUGCUUCUAGCUUUAUAUUUUUCUUAUAUACAUAUAUAUGUACCUGAGUAAUUAAAAAUUGUCAGAUAUAUAUCAGAUGUAUAAUUGUCUGAGAAAUAGGAACGGCGCGUCAUUGCUGACAGCAAUAGAGAUCGGCGGGAGCAUUUUACACAUACGUAUACACUUUGUGAGCAAGUCACGAAGUCAGAGUUUAUAUUGAACGUUGAUUCUCUUUUCUUUAUCGAUUGCCGCGUAUGAAAAUGUGCUGCACAUCACUGUUCCCAUAAUAAAGGAAGUCAAAACAAAAUCAAACCUCCUUUUACCUCUGGCACGAAGUAUCGAAGCUAUGUCAAAAAGAAUAUUUUAUCGUACACAUUUAUGAAUCGUGUAACGUACAAUUAAUGACGAAUCGCUUGGAUAAGAGCGAUCCACGAGAUAUCGCACAGACUAAUUGGAGGAUUGAGAUUCUCAUUAACUCGUUUAGCUAAUAGUUUAAAAACUAUAUGAUAUAUAGUGAAAUGCUUGUUUUUACAUAAUGUGCAGUUUAAUUUAGAGAUGAAGAACACGUUUUUUGCAUGCAAUAUUGUGCACUAUGAAUAUUUAUAUUUAUUUUUAAACGUUCGCAUAGUGUGUCCGUCAAGUAUCUUAAAGAGUAAUGUAAAGGUUCUUUUUAUUGCAAUCUGAUCCCCUAACGUGAACCGCAAGUAUCGGUCCAGACGAGAGACCUUUCAACAAAUUAUUUUUCACUUAGUCACGAAAGAAAUAAAUUGAAGAAAAUAGUUUCGAAAUCAUAACGUCUUUUGUCCGUCGUUUCCUCGACGGAAAAUACAUCGACUUGCAUUUUCCUGCCCAACUAAAAUCAUUAAGUUCACAGAAUUGAGUUAAACAGGGAUAAAUAUUGCAAUGUAAACGACCUGAUCCUUAUAACGCUGUCUAAUAUGUAGUUCCAUAAUAUUGAAUGUAUAAAUUCCAGAAAAGCUAUUUAAGGUCAAGAAAAAAAAAGAAGACAACAGUAAAAAAACGAAAAGCCUAAGACACCAGUUUAGAAAUCUCACGUAGAAUUUGUGGAAGUCGAGUCAAGA